This is a messenger RNA of Aureobasidium subglaciale EXF-2481, 839 nucleotides long. RefSeq lists its product as uncharacterized. The record is from RefSeq and is a predicted model, not a curated record. The coding region runs from base 250 to 702 and encodes 150 amino acids. Lineage: Eukaryota; Fungi; Ascomycota; Dothideomycetes; Dothideales; Saccotheciaceae. The transcript has 2 exons.
UAUUGAUGAUCGAUAUGAUGAUUACCAGGAGUAAAAGCACAUUGCUGAUACGUACGCGGGAGCAGAACAAGAUCAAGAUGCCUCCUUUGAGCAGCUGCAAGGAGUGCCACUUUCGCUGGAUCGCUUGCGAUCAGAGGGAUCCUUGCGCAAAGUGUUUGAGCGGCAAUCGUCGCUGCACGUAUACAAAGACCUUGGUGAACGGCGUGCCAAUACCUUGACGCCAACAACCGCAACAGAUACGGCAAUGUCAUGGUGCCGGACGGUGCGCCUGCGCCUGUGCCUGCGCCUCCACCACCUCCUCAUCCUCCUCCACCACCUCCUCCCCCUUCCAUCCCAUCUCCUUCUACACCACCAUCGGCCCAGGGAGCGGCAGAAACACCCUCCCCCGCCGCAGCGUCCUCCCCGGAGCUGCCAGUCGCCCCUGUGCACCUCUGGCGCUCGGCCUUUUCCGCUCCCUCGACCUUUACGUCGAUCAACCACUCCGCCUCGGGCACCGCUUUCCCCUGGAGAGAAAGCGCAGCUGAGACUGCUCCUGCGCACUGGCGCAACUUCCUGCCUGACCAGGGCGACGAGGACAGGGAGAUGGUCGAGCUAGGUGAAGGCGAAGAAGAGAUCGAGGCCGACGACGAUGAAGAGACGCGCCAGACGCGCCAGGCCGACAGCGCCAACAAGAAGAAGCGCGCUCCCGACAAGAAGAAGUAGCCAAUACAGCUAGAUGUGGUCGACGAGCACGACAAAGAGAGAUGCUAUAUAGCGGAAGGAGAAGAACAGGAUAAUUAGAAAUGCACUCACAGACCCGAGAUCAACAAUACGUAACGUCCGAAAGAAUGGCAUUCUCU